AUGGAGCAAUCAGUUGUUGAUGACAUAAUCAAUCGACUGUUAGAAGUUCGAAAUCGUCCGGGGAAGCAAGUUCAACUAUCGGAGUCCGAGAUCCGUCAACUCUGUGUGGUUUCUAGAGAUAUUUUCAUUCAACAACCUUAUUUAUUAGAACUCGAAGCACCUAUCAAAAUUUGUGGUGAUGUACAUGGUCAAUAUUCUGAUCUCUUAAGGCUUUUUGAGUAUGGUGGAUUACCUCCCGAGGCUAAUUACUUGUUUUUGGGGGAUUAUGUGGAUCGGGGAAAGCAAAGUUUAGAAACAAUUUGCCUUCUCCUUGCUUAUAAGAUUAAAUAUCCUGAGAACUUUUUCCUAUUGAGAGGAAAUCAUGAAUGUGCUUCUAUAAACCGGAUUUAUGGAUUUUAUGAUGAGUGCAAGAGAAGGUUCAAUGUAAGAUUAUGGAAGACAUUUACAGACUGCUUCAAUUGCCUUCCUGUGGCAGCUCUUGUUGACGAAAAGAUUUUAUGUUUGCUUUGUGAUCUUCUUUGGUCUGACCCAAGCAAAGAUGUUCAAGGAUGGGGAAUGAAUGACAGGGGAGUUUCAUAUACAUUUGGUGCUGAUAAGAUCACAGAGUUUCUUCAGAAACAGGAUCUUGACCUAAUUUGCCGUGCUCAUCAGGUUGUGGAGGAUGGAUACGAGUUCUUUGCUAAUAGACAACUCGUAACAAUAUUUUCAGCACCUAAUUAUUGUGGAGAGUUUGACAAUGCCGGUGCUAUGAUGAGUGUUGAUGAGAAUCUAAUGUGCUCUUUCCAAAUAUUAAAGCCAGCUGAUAAAAAAACAAAGAUCAAUUUUGGAAGCACAACCACUGCUAAGCCUGGAAACUCUCCAGCAGUCUUUCCUUGGUGCAAAAGUAUGAUAUUGAACUGUGCUAUAAAGAUUGCUGUAACAACUGGUCAGCUUGGUCCUAGCUCCUAA
Messenger RNA from Vicia faba (fava bean), 948 nucleotides. Lineage: Eukaryota; Viridiplantae; Streptophyta; Magnoliopsida; Fabales; Fabaceae. The record is from the annotation of a GenBank genome assembly.